AUGAGCAACAUCGCGUUCAGAGACUCGAGCGUCGUCAUCAUAGAGACGGGAUGUACGGCUAUACGUGCGAUUCGUGGGUUGGCGGAGUUGAUUGAGAGGCCGACUGUUGAGGUUGAGGCGCGCGUUGGGUUGAGGCGGACGAACGAGGAGAAUGGUUUUGGUAAUGGACAGUCGUCGACGUCGAAGGCACAUUCGCAGCCGAAGGUGAAUGAUUAUCUUGUGGGGAGGCAGCUUGAUGAGGCGCUUGCGGCGGGAAUGGAUGUUGUUGUGUCUUGGCCGUUUGAGGAUGGGGGUAUUAAGGAUUACGUUGCUGCUGAGGCUCUUUGGAAAUACGUUCUAUUCAACCAACUCGGACUCAAACGUACACAAAACGAGUCUCCAGCGAUCCUAACCUUCCCCCACGGACUCUCUCGAGACACAUACGAGAGGAUCUGCCAAAUCUUCUUCGAGAGGUUCAACAUGGCCGCCUUGAGUAUCCUCGAACGACCACUUUCGCAGCUAUACGCUGCGAACUCGCUUAACGGGAUCGUUAUUGAUAUAGGCCAUCAUAGGACAGACGUCGUACCGAUAUACGAAUGUGCAGUCCAACAUAAUUGUUCAGACCAUACGCCUAUUGGGUUAGCAGAUUGUGAAGCGUACUUGGCGAGUUUGUUACGGAAUAACGAACAACUUGUUUCGACGCUCUCGCCUCCGGAGGCUCCACUAACGGAUGAAGAGCUACAGACACAACUCCUUGCACUCGUUCGACAAAUUUGGCAUGAAGGACACGUAAAGCUGGGAGAAGCAGAAGUAGCAAGUGAAGAAGAAGGCGUAACGAACAUCGCUGCCGUCCUCGUCGCAGGGAAAGAAAAAGCCGUCAUCGAGUCUAACCAAAAGAAACGCGCUACGCAGAAAGCAAGUGCAGCGGAACAAGCACGAGCACGCGAGAUUGAGGCGCUCGACCUUAUCACUAUUGAUUUUAGAGAUAAACAGGUGACGGUUGGGAGGGAACGACAUCGGUUGUUGGACCCGCUUUUUGACCCGACGCGUUUGAGGGGUGUGAAUGGAUCGGAUGGGAAGACGUGGAGAGGGGGGGACUUGAUUCCUUUACAAGAUAUUUGUGGGUAUGCUGUUGCGAAGGCGGAUUUGGAUGCUAGGGUGUCGAUAUGGGAGGGGUUGUUUGUUACUGGUGAUUGUGCGAGUUUGGUGAAAGGAAUUGGACACGCCUUGCAAACCCGACUCGAACACUUCAUACUAGGAAAUCCCGACCACCAAAACGACGCGCAACCGAAACAAAUCCGCGUCCUCCACGUCCCAGAGUAUUUCGCAAACUAUCGAGAAAAGGGGGACGGACUGGCUGCUUUCCUCGGGGCCAGCAUUGUCGCGAAAAUCAUCUUCUCGGACCCAAAUAGUAAAAACUUUGUCUCGAAAGGAGACUAUGGGUCAAAGGGCCCGAAAGCCAUCAUAGAGAUGUCUGCUAGCCUCUUGUAG
Molecule: messenger RNA, 1470 nt
Organism: Fomitiporia mediterranea MF3/22
Lineage: Eukaryota; Fungi; Basidiomycota; Agaricomycetes; Hymenochaetales; Hymenochaetaceae
Product: actin-related protein
Exons: 4
Coding region: 1-1470 (489 amino acids)
Source: RefSeq, a predicted model, not a curated record